Molecule: messenger RNA, 597 nt
Organism: Bombyx mandarina (wild silkworm)
Lineage: Eukaryota; Metazoa; Arthropoda; Insecta; Lepidoptera; Bombycidae
Product: protein THEM6-like
Source: RefSeq, a predicted model, not a curated record
AUGUACAUUUACGUUGUGACUCUAUUUGUUAUUUUAAAUGCAUUUUUUGAUUUUAAUUAUUUUAUUAAAACUUUAUUCGGUGUUUGGAGUGGAAGAAUAUGUAAAGAAAAGUGUACUUUGAACGAAGUUACCACGGUAUAUGGCAUAUGCAGUUUUAGGGAUUGUGACAUUACUUUUAACUCGAUUAGGCUAGCAAGGUUAAUAAGGCAGCUAGAUUUUGCUCGAUAUAAUUUUUAUGAUAGAACUGGAAUUUAUCAAAGAAGCAAGGAAUUAGAGGUUACUUCAUUACAAGGUUGUACUCUAACGGUUACCUUCGAGCCGGUACCAUUGUUUUGGAGAUACAAAAUUGAAACCGAGCUUGUUUACUGGGAUGAUCGGUCCUUAUUCCUAGAGCACAAAGUGAUCACUUUGUGCGAUGCUAGGGUCCGGUCUUUCAUAGUUUCUCGACAGCACGUGAUAGGAGAAAAUGCACAAUCAGCUUCAAGUCUACUCGAAGGUUUGCCAGGCUCCGAGGUAAGGCCUGUAUGCCGUGAAUAUUUAAAGGAUUGGUUCAAAAGUAUGGAAAUAUCUAGUGCUAAGCUUAGAAGCGUUAAGUAA